Molecule: messenger RNA, 1265 nt
Organism: Quercus lobata
Lineage: Eukaryota; Viridiplantae; Streptophyta; Magnoliopsida; Fagales; Fagaceae
Product: Putative methyltransferase family protein
Exons: 9
Coding region: 87-1007 (306 amino acids)
Source: RefSeq, a predicted model, not a curated record
UCGGUCCAAUUUUUAAAAGAAUUGUUGAAGCUGGAAAGUUGAAACAGAUCAUUCUAGCUCUCUGCCUCUCAGAAGAAGCAAAAGCAAUGGCGGCAAACUCUGAGAGUGAGAAACAAACGUUUCGCUUAUUCUCAACCUCCACCAGUUUGGGUCUAGGGUUUCUUGAUUCUUCAGAAAACCCUCUCCCUCCUACACCUCCACCUCCAUAUCUCGAAGUAAUUUCCACUCAGAUUUCUUCGUCUGUGAAAUACACUGUGGAGCCAGUGAACUUGGGGGAACUUACUUUGCUCAAGGGCCGCGUUAAUACGCAAGAGGUUUUUGGUUUAUCAAACUCUGAUUUAGUCCCAGGGAAAUAUGAAGGGGGACUGAAGUUAUGGGAAGGUUCACUGGAUCUUGUUAAAGCGCUUCACAUGGAGAUUAAAAAUGGCAAUUUGUCACUCAGGGGAAAGCGAGUUUUAGAGCUUGGAUGUGGUCAUGGACUUCCUGGGAUCUUUGCAUGCCUUGAGGGUGCAGCUGCUGUGCAUUUCCAGGACUUCAAUGCUGAGGUCCUACGUUGUCUAACCAUUCCCAAUGUAAAUGCCAAUCUUUCAGAAAAUAUUCAACCCUUGGAAACAAAUGAGAUGAAUGCUGGUGGUGAAGUUCGUUUCUUUGCUGGUGACUGGAGUGAAAUCCAUAAACUUCUUCCACGUGUACAAAGCAAUGGGAAGAAUCUAAACUGUAGCUCAGGUCACAGUCAAGUUGCUAGUUAUGAUAUUAUUUUAAUGGCAGAGACGGUUUACUCAAUCUCCACUCUCCAAAGCCUUUAUGAACUUAUAAAGAUGUGCACAAGCAGUCCUCAUGGAGUUGUUUACAUGGCAGCAAAGAAGCAUUAUUUUGGGGUAGGUGGGGGAACCCGGCGGUUCCUAUCUUUAGUAGAGAAAGAUGGUGUUAUGGCUUCUAACCUGGUUGCUGAAGUUGCAGAUGGUUCGUCCAAUGUCCGAGAGGUAUGGAAGCUUUCAUUUAGGUAGAUCUGGAUUUUCAGAUUUGUGGACUGAAAAUUAUUAUCUCACGUUACAUCUUUUUCAAUGUUCCUUUAUUUCUUUCCUGAGCCAUGUAUGGGCUCAAGCCCAAAAAAAUGUAUGGACUCACAGCCCACCAUACAAGGGACCAAUUUCAACUGAUAUUGCUUUGUGACAAAAUGAAUGUUUAGGUUAUUGUCAAUUCCCCACCCCACCUCCGCCUAUUUGUUUGUUUGUUAUUUUUAUUUUUAGCAUAUCUUUUGGUUC